Molecule: messenger RNA, 1402 nt
Organism: Chara braunii
Lineage: Eukaryota; Viridiplantae; Streptophyta; Charophyceae; Charales; Characeae
Source: the annotation of a GenBank genome assembly
GCACUCAACGCUUUCGUGUUGACGAAAGUCGGUGGCGGCAGCCAUUGUAGAUGUUGUCAUCGGCUAGAAUUGUGCUUUGACGAUCCUUCCUUCUGUUUGUUCGUUUUGUUCGUUUGUGUUGGGUUUACAUGUUAAUUGUCACUGUUUACUCCUGACUAUGAGUUGGAGGGUGAUUGCUAGCUCUUGGAAUUGCCUGGAAGAAUGGAGGCGGUGCAUACCCCUCUGGGGAUCAAGACAUGGGGAUUCAGAAUGAUAGAACUCAGGUCCCUAAUGAUAAUUAUCUAGAAGAUGAGUGGGUGAAGGAAAUGGUGAGGGCGUGUUAUGAAGAUGGUAUCCUUCCAACGAAUAUCGAUGGAGGCACCAUGAAGGUGAAUGGUAGAGAAGUCGCCUUUGUGCUGAACAGAUCGAUCGAUGAGCUAAAGGUGAAGUGGCUAAAAUCCAGGACAGUCACGGUGAUAUUUCGAGACGGAGCAAGAUUCCUUCCGCGAAGGGUGAAAGAAAACGUCAUUCAUGCCUAUGAAGAUGGUUGGAUAAGGGACGACGCCUUUGGAGCCGACUUCAAGCGUGGCAGGAUUAAGGUAGAGUCUCCGAAUGUUGCCUCGUACAUCCCUAGGGCACAAGAAGUCACCGACUGGAUGCUGGCAAAGAAGACAAACUUCAUCGAUUUGGUGGGUACUACCUACCGAACUGACUUCAAACCGUGGAUGACCAGGGCGGAAGUAAGAGAUUGGAGGAAGACAAUCGAUGAGUCGUGGCGGUUGGGGUUCCUCUGGAUGAGAUGGUCUUCUUGCGGAAUCACAUGUGGAGGGGCUGACUUGACAAGACGCAUACUCUUCUUCUCGAGAAUACCAGAGACCAUGUCACCUUGUCCUCGGGUGAUUGCCUCUGCUCCUGGCAAAGUGCUGGUUACAGGUGCUUACUUGAUUUUGGAGAGGCCCAAUGCAGGCCUGGUGCUGUCCACGUCGGCACGGUUCUUUGCCGUCUCGGAAUUUCUGAAUGAUGCUGCAUAUCAGCAGAUUGGGGAGGUAUUGGCAGGAGGCAGAGGUGGUGGCAAAGAGGAGGAGAGCACAGGAGUUGUGGUCCUAUCGCCGCAGUUGGACAUGGAGUUUCGAUACUCCCUGAACCUCCACACAUAUCAGUUGAUGAUGAUGACGACGACAAUGAAUUCUAAUUACAGCUGCAGUGCAGGCAAUCCUUAUGUGGAGUAUGCAAUCCAAUAUGCUGUUGCUGUGGCAAAGUUGUUAAGGAGGCAAGAGGAUCAGGCAAAUCUGUUAUGCCAAGCUGAUCGUGAUGAAGUCCAUGAAGCCUCCGAUGACGUCCACGAUGAGAAGUCCGGAAUGCCGUCGAGGAAGAGCCGCAGCGUCGACGAGCUGAAGUAGCAAAACAAAUGUGGAUGGAGUAC